This is a messenger RNA of Moesziomyces antarcticus, 1866 nucleotides long. RefSeq lists its product as uncharacterized. The coding region runs from base 1 to 1866 and encodes 621 amino acids. NCBI's taxonomy places the organism in Eukaryota, Fungi, Basidiomycota, Ustilaginomycetes, Ustilaginales, Ustilaginaceae. The transcript has a single exon. The record is from RefSeq and is a predicted model, not a curated record.
AUGGCAGCAGGCUCCAGGAAACGUAGGAGGGCCAAUGGACGGCUCGCUUCGCCACCGUUGGGUCCUUCGCCGCUUCUGACUCGCAACCUGCAGUUGCUGCCGGUGGGCCUCACUCGUCUUCCAAGCGACGUGCACUUUGUCUCACAACUUCGCAACGACAUCGACGAGCUUCUAUCCGCAGUCGCAGAAGCCCUUCUACUCUUUGUUGUACAGUCCGAUGGAUCUGCGGCUGGACCCCAGGAUGAUGCAGUCCAAGAGGACCGGCCAGUAGCAUCCGUAUUCUCGAUCUUUGCCUCUCUGUGGCGCCGCAAAGGAUGGCACUAUGCUCAAUUCGCGUUCGGCGAUCAUACGGAUAGCAAGCAGGCAUUUGGCGAGGCAAUUUGCCGCGCGCUGCUCGAACAUCUGUCUCCCCACGUCGAUCGCCGAAAUGGCCUCAUGGCUCAAGGUCAAAAUGGUGAGGAUGCCGUCGCUUUCACCGACCUCAGGCAGCUGUUCGAGGCGUACGGAGUCCCAUUGGCGCUGUAUUUGUUCUGGUCCACACAGAUGUACUGUGACUCGGGCACCGGUGUCAAACACUGCCGCCCAGCCAUGGAGCGAAUUGCCAUCGAACAGGACUACUACGACUGGUUGCUCGAGCUGCCUCACGCAGUUCUGAAGCAUCUUGAAGCCGAGCCCAGAACGAAGCGCAAUGCUCACAUCAUCACGGCCGACCUCGUCGAGGUGCUUUGUCGGCUAUCUGGCUCGCCGCUCGACGACGAUGCAGGCGACGGCGCGGUUGCUGCAAGCGCGGGUGUCGGUGUUCGUGGCCGAGGCACAAAAAAGCAACGUAAUGCCCGCAAAACUUCGGGCGAACCAAAGCGUCGGCGACCGGAAGCAAGGAAGGCCGAAUCACGCAGCGCAUGGGAUCGCGCGGAUACUGUCUUUGAUGUCGUCCCAGCAUCUCGAUUCCACACGCGCAUGCCGCGAACCUGGCCGUCGGUUCGCGUCGUAUCGACCCUCGAGGCCAACAAAGAGUUUGGACGGCUCGGACACAUCGUCAAAAUUCAUCCGACGAACACCAACGACGCUGGCAGCAACGCUCAGGCGCCUGCUGAAUCCUCCCGUAGUGGAGGUACCGAUGCAGAGCGCCAAGACGUCUUAGGAGGUGCUCGGGAAGUUGUAGCCGGACUUUCGCGCGGGGAUGUGGUCCGUCUCAAAGCGCGGCAGAGGCUUGCACUAGCGUCGCUCGACCUGUCGAAGCUGGCGGAACAGAAGCACUCCGGCGAGAGCGGCUCCGACACGGCAUUGCGGCAUAUCGACACGUCGAAGCUUCUUGCCGAGACGGCAGAAGGCAGUGGAAGGGGCGCGUCGAGACAGCAGGCUAGAUACGAGAUCCAGACGCCCGCAUGGAUCAGCAGCGCCAAGUACACGGCCAAGAUGAAGCCGUGGCUGGAGCAGACAUCGACGCCGAUGCAGCAGUCGCUGGAUCGCGUGGCGAGCAGCAGCCAGAGAUACGCAGAGGCACGCAGCAGGAUCAUGCCUUCUUUCUCUAGCGCUGACGACGCUAAUCGUGCAGGGGAAGUUGAGCAAGCGUCGGGAGAGGAGGAUCAGCCGGCUGUUCAGAUCGACUUUGGCCAGUACGUGCUACAGAGCUUUCGAGCAGAACGACAGGGCCGAGGGAGCGCAACAGCAGCGAACGAGGCAUCGCAAGAUGCUACGGAUGGAGGCGGGAGCAGUUCGUCGGCAGCACGCGUUGCUGUGGAUGAUCCUGGUAGCUUGAGUCUCGAGUCACUCUACCGACUGGCGGCGGAACGCACCAAGACCGAGGCGGUGGCCAGGGGCGAGACGCUCAAGUCUUUGCGCGCGCGCACCUCUCGCCAUUCCUAG